Malaya genurostris is the source of this 778-nucleotide messenger RNA. Its product is annotated as RNA-binding protein pno1. The transcript has 3 exons. Gene Ontology annotation, molecular function: RNA binding. Lineage: Eukaryota; Metazoa; Arthropoda; Insecta; Diptera; Culicidae. The record is from RefSeq and is a predicted model, not a curated record. Gene Ontology annotation, cellular component: nucleolus. The coding region runs from base 139 to 753 and encodes 204 amino acids.
AAAAAAAAAACAGUUGACAGCACUGAAUAGCAGGCACGUUGGAUUUUCUUUCUGAAAUUUUGUAAUUACACUAUUGCGAGCGGAUACGUCUGCCUGCUGUCAUAGUUUAUAUAGAAGUUUAAGAAAUUUUAAGAAUUAAUGGAAGGUUACUCAAUAGAAAAUCAGAACGUUUCUACGUCAACCAAAUUGGAAAACAAACACUUCGCAAACAAAGAAGUUCGUAAAAUUGUUGUUCCUCGAUCAAGACAAUACGCGCUUAAGGAGCAAUGGAUGAAAAUUUUUACCCCGGUAGUUGAACAGUUAUGUUUGCAAAUCAGAUAUAACAUAAAAAAUAAACAGGUUGAAAUUCGUCUUGGUCCGGAAACGAGAGAUCCAGCUACCUUGCAAAAAGGAGCCGAUUUUGUACGGGCUUUUAUUUUGGGAUUUGAAAUUGAAGAUGCCUUGGCAUUAUUGCGUCUUGAUGAUCUCUUCAUAGAAUCUUUUGAAGUCAAUGAUGUAAAAAUCUUAAAAGGAGAUCAUUUAAGUCGAGCAAUUGGGAGAUUAGCUGGCAAAGGCGGCAGAACAAAAUUUACAAUGGAGAAUUCAACGAAAACACGUAUUGUUCUACAAGAUUCAAAAAUUCAUAUCUUAGGAAAUUAUAAAAACAUACAGUUUGCUAAACGAGCAAUAAGUCAUUUGAUAUUGGGCUCACCAGCCAGUAAAGUGCACGGAAAUUUAAGAAUUGCUGCAAAUAAACUUUCAAAUCGAUUGUGAUUUAAUAUACAACUAAACUUCAAAA